Pneumocystis jirovecii RU7 is the source of this 1320-nucleotide messenger RNA. RefSeq lists its product as uncharacterized. Gene Ontology annotation, cellular component: mitochondrial small ribosomal subunit. Bases 1 to 1320 code for a protein of 439 amino acids. The record is from RefSeq and is a predicted model, not a curated record. Lineage: Eukaryota; Fungi; Ascomycota; Pneumocystomycetes; Pneumocystales; Pneumocystaceae. Gene Ontology annotation, molecular function: structural constituent of ribosome. The transcript has 5 exons.
AUGGGUUUUCAGUUUUAUAAUUGUAUUUUUAAACAUUCACAAAAAACGUUUUUUAGAUAUAUUCAUACCAAUACAAUAGUUAAUAUUGGGAAAGAUAAGUAUAAAAGAAAAGGUUUUGUUCCGAAAAAAAAAAAACAAAGUUUUGAUAAAAAUAAUGUCAAAACAAAUAUUAAGUUAAAUGAUUCUCCUCGUAUUUUGUCACCGUUAGAAUCUAAAUUGUUAUUGUCUUAUAAAAAAGAAUCGUAUAAUAUUGGAAUUCAGAAUUUAAAUAUUUUUGAUGCUAAUAAUAUUAAAUUAUGUGGGAGAUUAUUUAAUUUUCCAUUGAAUAUUCUACAGAAAAUGAAAAAUCUUGAUGCAUUUCGGUUUGAACAUAAAAUUGAUUUUUCUAAUGAUCCUGUUAUCGUUUUAAGAGAAUGUUCUAUUUAUAUUAGUCAAAAGCUUUUAGAUGAUAAUGUUUCAAGUAAAAAUAGAAGAAUAGUUCUUAUAGGAGAUCAAGGUACUGGUAAAAGUUUUUGUUUAUUGCAGGCACAAUGUUGGGCAUUUCAGAAAGGUUGGAUUGUUUUAGCAAUUCCUAGAGGUCUUGAUAUUGUUAAUAAUACGACUCCGUUUUUUUAUCAUAAAGAAACAGGUUUAUGGAGACAACCAGAAUAUACCUCAUCUUUAUUAGAGAAAUUUUCUAAGGCUAAUUUUGAUAUUUUAAAUCAAAUUUUCUUGUCAAGAGAAUAUUAUAUUGGAAAUUGUGUUAUAUCUAAAUUUACUUCUUUAUUUAAAUUUCUUGAAAUAGGUGUUUUGAAUUCAUCAAUAUCUCAUGAAAUUUUGGAAAUAUUUCUAAAAGAACUUAAUAUUGGAAAUUGUCCUCCAGUUUUAUUUACUUUUGAUAAUAUAUCUGUUGUAUGUUCGCCAUCUCAAUAUAUGUCUAGUGAAUAUAAAACUAUUCAUCCUUAUGAAUUAGCUCUUAUAAGGACAUUUUUUACUUAUCUUAAUGGAGAAUUUUUCUUCGAUCGAGGUGCUAUAAUAUCAUGUGCUUCUAAGAUAUUUAGUAAAUCUGAUAGAAUGCUAGAAAUUUCUUUAGGAUUUUUAGAACCUAAGAGUUAUGAAAACGUUGAUAAACGAGUUCUAUGGGCUGUUAAUGGUGUUGAAUAUUAUGUAGUUGGGAACUACACUCCUGUUGAAAGUGAAAAUAUAAUUAGAUAUUAUUUUAUGUCAAAUAUUAUAGGAAAAAAUAUUGAUAAUGUUUCAAAAGAAUUUGUAAAAGAAAAAAUGCUACUUAGUGGUAAUAAUCCGCGUGAAGUAUUUUGGAACUGUGUAAAAACAACAUGA